AUGUCGCGCUCAGCGCCCCGCAUCAAGAACCGCGCGCCCGCGCCCAUCCAGAUCUCUGCCGAGCAGCUCCUCCGCGAAGCACAGGAACGUCAAGAAGCACCCGCCGCUGUUCCUGUCCAGAAGAUCGAAGACUAUGAAGAACUCGAAGAGUACCGCGGACGCAAACGCUCCGAUUUCGAGGACCGUUUGCGCCGCAACAACAUCAACAUGUCUAUGUGGAUCAAGUACGCCACAUGGGAAGCCAGCCAGGGAGAGAUGGAUCGGUGUCGGUCCAUCUAUGAGCGCGCUCUAGAUGUGGAUCCACACUAUCUUCCGUUGUGGCUCCGAUACACAGAGCAAGAGCUCAAAAUGCGAAACGUCCAGCACGCAAGGAAUCUCUACGAUCGCGCCGUCAGCAUCCUGCCACGUAUCGAUCAGCUUUGGUACAAGUACGUCCAUCUCGAGGAGCUUUUGGGCAACGUAGCGGGUACAAGACAAGUCUUCGAACGCUGGAUGGCAUGGGAGCCCGAAGAAAAAGCGUGGCAUGCCUAUAUCAACCUCGAAGUGCGCUACGAAGAACUCGACCGGGCUAGCGCGAUAUGGGAGCGAGCCGUCACCUGCCACCCGACAUCUAAGCAGUGGAUUCGAUGGGCCAAGUUCGAAGAAGAUCGCGGCGACCUCGAGAAGGCGCGCGUCGUCUUUCAGAUGGCGCUCGACUAUAUCGGGGAAGACGAAGAGGCGAUGGAAAAGGCACAGGGCGUCUUUACCGCUUUUGCAAAGAUGGAGACUCGUCUGAAAGAGUACGAGCGUGCGAGGGUCAUUUACAAGUACGCGCUCGAAAGGCUGCCGCGCUCCAAGUCGGAGGGCAUCUACUCGAGCUAUACUCGCUUCGAGAAGCAAUUUGGCACCAUGAGUAGUGUCGAAGACACGGUCAUUGGCAAACGGCGCAUCCAGUACGAGGAAGAGCUGGCAGCGCUAGGUGGGGCUUCCGACUACGAUACGUGGUUCGACUAUUCACGGCUAGAAGAAGACGCUUACCGCGCUUUAGCUGCCUCAGGAGGAUCGCAGGACCAGCUCGAGCAGGCUGUCAGACGUGUCCGCGAAGUCUACGAACGCGCCAUCGCCCACGUCCCCGCUUCGCAGGAAAAACGCGAUUGGCGACGCUAUGUCUUCCUCUGGCUGCGCUAUGCCCUCUUCGAGGAGAUCGAUACACAUGACUAUGACAGAACAAGGGAAAUCUACAAGGCCGCCAUCGCUGUCGUUCCGCACCGUCGAUUCACCUUCGCCAAGUUGUGGGUCCAAUACGCUCGAUUCGAGGUACGACGUCUCGAGCUCGUCACAGCACGCAAGAUCAUGGGCACCGCCAUUGGCAUGUCCCCCAAGCUCAAACUCUUCAACAGCUACAUCGAGCUCGAACUGUCGCUGAAGGAAUUCGACCGAGCCCGCAAGAUCUACGAAAAGGCGCUGGAAUGGGAUCCGACCAACUCGCAGACGUGGGUGCGCUUCGCCGAGCUCGAGAAGAAUCUCUUUGAUACCGAGCGUGCGCGUGCGCUGUUCGAGCUGGGCGUGGGCCAGGCGGAGGGUGAAGAGCAGGGUAUCAGUGGCGGGCUGGAUAUGCCCGAGAUCGUGUGGAAGGCGUAUAUCGACUUUGAGUUUGAGGAGCGCGAGUGGGAGAGGGUGGAUGCACUCUACGAGCGGCUGUUGGACAAGAGCGGACACGUGAAGGUGUGGAUCUCGUAUGCGCUGUCCAAGGUGAACCAGGCCACAGCCAUCGAGGAAGACGAAGACGAUUCCGACGACGAGGAUGAAGAGAGCGACUCUGCCUCCAAACCACCCCGCGAGCUGACAGCAGCAGAACAGGAGGCUCGCGCAGCCCGUCGUGCAGCACUCACCUCCUCGGCACGUGGCGUAUUCCAACGAGCCUACGACAGCCUCAAGUCGCGCUCGCUCAAGGACGAACGCGUAACACUGCUUGAAGCGUGGAAGACGUUCGAGCGUGAACACGGCUCCUCCACGACCCUGUCGAGCGUCGAAGCCAAGUUCCCGCGCGUGGUCAAGAAACGCAGACCCAUCGCAGAUGGUGCCGAUGACGGAGCCAUGGAAGAGUACUACGAUCUCAUCUUCCCCGACGACGAGGACAAGGGCAAGGGCGCCUUCAAGCUGUUGCAGAUGGCGCAUGCUUGGCGUGCGGCGCAGGCGGCGAAGGAACAAUCGUCGCAGCCAGAGCCAGCUGUCGAGGAGCCGCACGCGGAUCAAGAAAGGCUCGAUAUUAGCAUGGACGACGACAACGAAGAGGCGCAGCACGGAUCUAGUCCAGACGACGCUUAG
Messenger RNA from Sporisorium graminicola, 2307 nucleotides. RefSeq lists its product as uncharacterized. Gene Ontology annotation, cellular component: U2-type catalytic step 2 spliceosome; Prp19 complex; precatalytic spliceosome. Gene Ontology annotation, molecular function: protein binding. Gene Ontology annotation, biological process: mRNA splicing, via spliceosome; spliceosomal complex assembly. The coding region runs from base 1 to 2307 and encodes 768 amino acids. The record is from RefSeq and is a predicted model, not a curated record. Lineage: Eukaryota; Fungi; Basidiomycota; Ustilaginomycetes; Ustilaginales; Ustilaginaceae. The transcript has a single exon.